Messenger RNA from Cyclopterus lumpus (lumpfish), 1173 nucleotides. RefSeq names its product myc target 1b (gene myct1b). The transcript is spliced from 2 exons. The coding region runs from base 32 to 718 and encodes 228 amino acids. The record is from RefSeq and is a predicted model, not a curated record. Gene Ontology annotation, cellular component: nucleoplasm. NCBI's taxonomy places the organism in Eukaryota, Metazoa, Chordata, Actinopteri, Perciformes, Cyclopteridae.
GCUAAUUUUAAAGCCAGAACGGGAAGGAAGCAUGACUGCAAAGUUUCCUCCAAACACUGGAGAGGGAGAGAGAAAACACAAAGGAGCAAAACGCUCGUCUUGGAAAAAGACAAAAAAGCUUAAGAGUCGGUCGGUGUGGAAUCUAACACCAGCUUAUGGUGGAAUUAUGGCACGCAAUGAAACACAUCCCUUUCUGGAAAUACUAAAAUCAUUUAAUGUUGGCGAUAUGAUCCUAGCCUUCUGUUUGUCUGUGCUGGUGGGCCUGCUGCUCGGCGCUCUGGUCUACGUCCUGUUGACCUGGGCGUCCCGGCGCCAGGCCACCGCCAGGAUCACCGGGCGCUCCAAGAAGAGGCCCGGCACUUCCCAAACAGCCCCCGGCAACCAGCUGGGCCUCUACAGAAGCACCUUCCUGAGCGUCUACAGGCAGCCCUCUCUGGAGCCCGUGGGCCCUCUGGGGAGUAAGCCCGGCGUGGAGAGCUCCACCUUCCGCCCGGUGCCCAAGAGGAGCAGGGCUGGCCUGGAGAUGGCAGAGGACACUCUGAUCGACGUGCCCGAGGACCCGGCGGCUUCACUCUCGUCGGAUUCGGCGGCUCUUGUACCGAACAAGAGACACUCCUUCUGGUUGGGCGGCAACGGGCUUAAAGGCUUCCUGCCCUCGCAGACCCCCCCUCCUGCAUACGACAGUGUCAUCCAUGCUUUUGAAGAGACCUGCACUUGAACCUCUCGUCAUAAAACAAGACACACGGAGAACAUCCUGCGGAUUACACGGGACCUUCUGACCUUUAUCAGACCAUCUCAUCACUGAAUGAGAUGCUUCACACAUCAAGUCCCACCGCAGUGUGGAGAUAUAUAGAUGAGGGGGGCAACUGAUGUUAGUUCCUCGAUUAAUCAAUUAGUUGUGUUCUCUCAUUGAGAGCCCAGAGUAACUUCUCCAAAUGUCUUGUUUAGUAGCAAAAAUUCCACAACAAAAAGUAUUUAAUUUACAAUGAUAUAAAAUAACGCAAGUAGCAAAUGGAGAAGAUGUAAAAAAUGACUCAGGUGAUUAAUCAAUUAAUAGACUAAUCAUUGAAGAACAUGACUAUAUGCAUGAGUCACGUUUGAGGGGAACACUGUGUGCUAUAGAGAUGGUUAUAUAUUAUCUAAUAUCACAAUAAAGAUGUAAUAUGGAUUUGA